Molecule: messenger RNA, 2667 nt
Organism: Fragaria vesca subsp. vesca
Lineage: Eukaryota; Viridiplantae; Streptophyta; Magnoliopsida; Rosales; Rosaceae
Product: protein argonaute 4A-like
Exons: 1
Coding region: 1-2667 (888 amino acids)
Biological process (GO): regulatory ncRNA-mediated post-transcriptional gene silencing
Cellular component (GO): cytoplasm
Molecular function (GO): protein binding; RNA binding
Source: RefSeq, a predicted model, not a curated record
AUGUCGACAAAGGGGUUGAUUGUAGCCAGAGAAAAACCUUUUCAGCAAACUAAGAACGUAUCUACUCCAAUGCGUGUUCCCAUGAGGAGGCCUGGCCUUGGAUCUAGAGGCCAAAGGAUUCCACUUCUUACCAACCAUUUCCAGGUAGGAAUGAACAAAUCCAAAGAUGACUUUUACCACUAUAGUAUUGCUAUGCAAUAUGAUGAUGGUACUCCAGUUGAUGGGAAAUGUGUUGGACGCAAAGUUCUUGAUAAAGUUAAAGAGGUUUACGGCAAGGAGCUAGCAUACAAAGAAUUUGCUUAUGAUGGAGAGAAGACCUUGUUUACUGGUGGACAACUCCCUCAUAAAAGACUUGAAUUCAUGAUAGUACUGGAUGACAUAUCAGCGAGCACGUCUGGGGGCUCUGGACGCCAAGAGAGGGAGGGUAAUAGGAAGAGAGUAAAGCAGUUCUUUCGAUCCAAAAAAAUAAAGGUGCAGUUCAACUUGGCUGCUAUAAUCCCAAUGCAAGCUAUUGCGAACGUCUUACGAGGUCAGAACUCUGGCCAGUUUCAGGAAGCAGUUAGAGUUCUUGACAUUAUCCUAAGGCAGAAUGCAGCAAAGCAGGGUUGUCUCCUUGUUCGACAGUCUUUCUUCCAUAACAGCCCGAGGAACUUCAUAGAGGUUGGAGGAGGCGUGUUAGGCUGUAGGGGUUUCCAUUCAAGCUUCCAGGCCACGCAAGGCGGCCUGUCUCUCAAUAUGGAUGUAUCCACUACAAUGAUUCUAAAGCCUGGUCCUGUUGUGAAUUUCCUCAUGGAGAACCAACAUGUCAGAGAUCCUUACCAGAUUGAUUGGUACAAGGCUAAGAGGAUGCUGAAAAAUCUGAAGAUUGUGACCUAUGCCUCCAAGAAGGAGUACAAAAUCACUGGAUUGAGUGAUAAACCCUGCAGACAGCAGAUGUUCUUUUUGAAAGCAAAGCGAGGAGACUAUGGAGAUGGAGUAGAGAUCUCAGUUUAUGAAUAUUAUGCUCAGUAUAAGCAGAUGCCGUUACGCGAUUCAGCAAACUUUCCAUGCAUUAAUGUUGGAAAACCAAAGAAACCAACCUACUUUCCUCUUGAGCUUUGUGAAUUGGUUUCUUUGCAACGCUAUACCAAGUCCUUAUCUAAUGUCCAAAGGGUUUCACUAGUGGAGAAGUCUAGGCAGAAGCCGCCGGAGCGAAUGUCAACUUUGCGUGAUGGACUGAGGAGUAGUAAGUAUGAGGAAGACAUGAUGCUUCGGUCUGCUGGAAUAUCGAUUAGUACAGAGCUCAUGCCGGUUGAAGGUCGUGUGUUGUCAGCUCCAAAGUUGAGAGUGGGAAAUGGGGAUGUCAUUUUUCCUAGGAAUGGCAAAUGGAAUUUCAACAAUAAAACGCUAGUACAUCCUGUAAAACUAGAACGGUGGGCUGUUGUGAACUUCUCUGCUCGCUGCGACAUUCCGUACCUGGUGGACACUAUGAUGAGGUGUGCAGACAUGAAAGGAAUUUCCAUGGAUCCUCCAUUUGAUGUGUUUGAAGAGAAUGUUCAGUACAGACGUCAGUCAGCUCCGGUUAGAGUAGAAAAGAUGUUCGAAUACGUUAAGUCCAAACUUCCAAGGCCACCGCAGUUAUUGUUGUGCAUUCUUCCAGAGAGGAAGAAUUCCGAGCUAUAUGGUCCAUGGAAAAGGAAGAACCUUUCGGACAAUGGGAUUGCAACACAGUGCAUUGCACCUACGAAAGUGAACGAUCAAUACAUCACCAAUGUGCUUCUGAAGAUAAAUGCAAAGCUAGGUGGAAUGAACUCCUUGCUAACUGUGGAGCAUGUUCCUUCUCUACCCUUGGUUUCCAAGUCCCCCACUAUGAUAUUAGGGAUGGAUGUGUCACAUGGCUCACCUGGGCAGUCAUAUAUGCCUUCUAUUGCAGCAGCGGUCAGUUCUAGGCACUGGCCUUUGAUUUCUCGUUACCGAGCUGCCGUUCGUACUCAGUCACCAAAAACCGAGAUAAUUGCUAAUCUUUUCAAUCCAGUGUCUGAUAAAGUGGACAAAGGCAUAGUCAACGAACUUUUGCUAGACUUCUACAACACUUCAAACCACAGGAAACCAGAGCAGAUUAUUAUCUUCAGGGAUGGAGUGAGUGAAUCAGAGUUCAACCAAGUCUUGAAUCUGGAAUUGGAUCAGAUUAUUAAAGCCUGCAAGUUCAUUGAAGAGAGCUGGUCGCCGAAGUUCAUGGUUAUUAUUGCACAAAAGAGACAUCAUACAAAGUUCUUUCAGGCUGGUGGUUCAGCAGAUAAUGUUCCCCCCGGGACUAUCGUCGACAACAAAGUCUGUGAUCCAAAGAACAACGAUUUCUACAUGUGUUCUCAUGCUGGGACGCUUGGAACAAGUCGGCCUACUCAUUAUCAUGUUCUAUAUGAUGAACUUGGCUUUUCAGCUGAUGACUUGCAAGAACUUGUGCAUUCUUUGUCAUAUGUUUAUCAAAGGAGCAGCACGGCCGUGUCUCUAGUUGCCCCAGUAUGCUAUGCCCAUCUAGCAGCAGCACAGAUGAGUCAGUUCAUCAAGUUUGAUGAAAUGUCAGAGACUGGCUCAAGCCGAGGUGGUGUUACUUGUGCUGGACCUGUGCCAGUGCAGGAAAUACCUAGGCUACAUAAAAACGUCGUCAAUUCCAUGUUCUUCUGUUGA